ACGUGGAGGCAUUCAUAAUAAGCGCCGACGUCACGCUGGCUCCUCCCCCCGCUCCUCCCAGAUCAGCCUCCAGCGGUUCCACGGUCCGUCCUGUCGCUGAAAGUCUCCGCGUUUCACCCGUUUCCCGUCGCUUAAACCCGGCCAGACCGCGCGCACACGAGCGGAACCCGAUGGCUUCGACGACUUCCGACGGUUCCGAGCAAGAGUCGCCGAACCCGAGCGAACAAAACGGCGACGGGAGCGAGUCGGGCCUACGCGCCGCCGAUCCGGAACCGGCCGUUAAGAUGGAGACGGACGAGAAGCCCAACAGACAAGAGUCUACAGAACAAAGCCCGGAGGAGGCCACGCGGGGAGACGGCGAGACCGAAGCGGAGCCGCAGAAGAGCCCCGGCAGCGCGGACGGGACGGCGGAGCGGAUGAAGAGAGAACAAAGGGAGGAGGAGAACGCGCCCUCACCGGCGGAGAAAAACAGCGGCGGCGGCGGAGGAAUAAAGAGGCGCGCGAGUCUGGAGAUGAUGAGCCUAUCGUCGGACGGAGAGCCGCUCAGCCGCAUGGACUCGGAGGACAGUAUCAGCAGUACUAUCAUGGACAUGGAGAGCAUUGCUUCCAGCGGUCGUUCUACCCCAGCUAUGAUGAACGGUCACGGCGGGGCGUCUUCCUCCUCCACUAAGGGCUCAUCUUACCCCUGCUACUGGGAUCAGUGCCACAUGCUGUUCAACAGCAGCCCGGACCUGGCCGAACACAUCCGCGGAGUGCACGUGGACGGACAGCGCGGCGGGGUUUUCGUGUGUCAUUGGAAAGGCUGUAAGGUGUAUAACACACCGUCCACCAGUCAGAGCUGGCUGCAGAGACACAUGCUGUCACACAGUGGAGACAAACCAUUCAAGUGUGUGGUGGGUGGGUGCAAUGCCACCUUCGCCUCCCAGGGGGGGCUAGCGCGCCACGUGCCGACCCACUUCAGCUCCCAGAAUUCCUCCAAACUCUCAAGCCAAACCAAGGUGAAGGAAGAGUCGCCUUCCAAAGCGGGCAUCAACAAACGGAAGAAACUUAAGUACAAACGGCGGCGGUCAUUGCCACGACCUCAUGACUUUUUUGACGCUCAGACCAUGGAUGCAAUCCGUCAUCGCGCCAUCUGCCUCAAUCUAGCGACUCAUAUUGAGAGCCAAGGCAAAGGCCACAGCGUUGUGUUUCACAGUACGGUGAUCGCCAGGCGGAAGGAGGAUUCUGGGAAAGUGAAGGUGCUGCUUCAUUGGAUGCCAGAGGACAUACUUCCAGACGCCUGGGUCAGCGAGAGCGACCAUCCCCAGCUGAAGACCAAAGUGGUCCACCUCUCCCAGCUUCCUCAAGACACGGCGGUUCUAUUGGACCCCAACAUCUACAGGAUGUUUUUCUAGAAGACUGGGUGGGGAGGGUGGCUUCUGUCAGCGCCUGCUGACGUACCCAAACCGAAGUGGAUGUGCGGAUCUUUUGAGACGGGACUUCUUUUCCCUUUGCUUUUUUCCCCUCCACUUUCUCCUUUUUUUUCUUUUUAAUGCUCCGAGUCUGCCAAAGCAUGCAGUGAAUUUUUAAUGUGUGUUUUUAUCCCUUGAAGAGGAAAAAAAGGCACAAAAUUGUGAACUCUGUCGGUGCUGGACUUUUAACUGUCUGGGAGGAUGUGUUGUACACCACGGUUUUGAUUUUCCUUCCCUGCGUCCUCAACUCUGCUGAUUAUCUUUUGCUUUUUUCGUCAAGAAAGUGCCCAUGUAAAUAUUCCAGGAGAUUUGUAAUAUAUUUUUGUAAUGCGGAGAUUUUACUGUACUGUAGAUAGAUGUAAUAAGCCACAAGCUGACAGAAAACAUAAUUGUACAGAUUGUGAUAGCUAAUAGUUUUGGAUGUAAAUGCUUCCAUAGAUGGUUUUGCUGCCUUUUUUUUAGUAUGAGAAUUUUUUUUUCCUGAACAUGCGCACAGACUCUUAUAACUGCUGCUCCACCUACUGAUGAUGAUGAUGGGAUGUUAUUGUCCUCCCGCAUGAGCCGUUUGUGUGUUCUGCUCAAGCCAAGGAGUGUAUAGACAUCUCAACGUAAUGGUGCUAAAGCUAACACUAGCGCUCAGGCUAAUGCACAUAGGAGAACUAUAGGAUCAAUAAUGAUGGUGCUUCUUAGAUCAUGUACUUAAUAAUCCCCUGUUCCCCAUACUUAUAGAUCAUACUUCUGUCUUUGUAGUAAAGUUGAAAAUUAUAUAUAUUUUUGUUUGCUUGUUUGUUUGAUUCCAGCCCAUAUAAACCUUGUGUUUCUCACA
Sinocyclocheilus anshuiensis is the source of this 2277-nucleotide messenger RNA. RefSeq names its product zinc finger protein AEBP2-like. Gene Ontology annotation, biological process: regulation of transcription by RNA polymerase II. Bases 171 to 1394 code for a protein of 407 amino acids. The transcript is spliced from 8 exons. The record is from RefSeq and is a predicted model, not a curated record. Gene Ontology annotation, cellular component: ESC/E(Z) complex. Lineage: Eukaryota; Metazoa; Chordata; Actinopteri; Cypriniformes; Cyprinidae.